Messenger RNA from Hyaloperonospora brassicae, 2199 nucleotides. NCBI's taxonomy places the organism in Eukaryota, Oomycota, Peronosporomycetes, Peronosporales, Peronosporaceae. The record is from the annotation of a GenBank genome assembly.
AUGCGACCGCUGCGAGUCGACGUCGCUGCGUCCGGCACCGCGUCCAGCGUCGCGCGCGUGUCCCCCGCGACGUUCCAGUGCCACGGCGCUUCCUAUGGGUCGUACGUGUCGCUUCAGUGCAGCGACGCGCACCGACUGCGCGUUUUUCGGCUGGAAAUGGACCCACAGAUCGGUGACGCCGACCGCAUAGUGGUCGAUCAUUGGCCCUUUGUAGACGACGCGGACGAGCGCUCUUGUGACGAUGGAAAUGACUGUAUACCGAACACAAGUGUCGUCGUACAGGCGACUUGUGUCGCCCCUUGUUAUGUUCCAGUGGCGCAGCUGGUGACGCUCGCGCCUGGAGGGGGUCACAAGCAGCCGCAGUUGGCGCUCGCGUUCGUCCAGAGGUUACUCGAGCGUCGCAUUUUGAUGGAUCGGUCGGGAAAAAUUGCUCUGCAGUGGGAGGGCGUCGACUAUGGCGAGUGGACGUAUGAGGCGUUUUUCCGAGGACGGUGUCAAGAGCCUGACGAUACUCGAGUCGGGACGGGGUUCGAUGGCGGCAUUGUGACGGACCAGACGCUCGUGCUGCUGGUUCCGUCCAUGACGUUGUCAGUAGCUCCUGCAUCGCAUGAAUCACAGCGGUACUAUCCACUGGGAGUUCACGCUCGAGCGUGCCGAGAGCUAGUGGCGAUGGCGAUACGGCAGUCGUCGAGCUGUGGGGCAGAUGAGGCAAACCUAGCUUUGAUAACUCCCUAUUCACUGUUGCUGCACGCUCCGAGCGGCGCAGGCAAGACAACACUGGUCAAGCAAAUUGCAGAGGACUUGGCAGCGACUUUGCUCGUGCUGGACUGCGGACUGUUAGCGUCGCCGCAAUUGCGGCUGGAAGAUGUGUUCUCGGCUGCACUUCGCGUUCAGCCGUGUGUGCUAUUGCUAGAAGAUCUGGAACUGAUGUUUCCGAUGACGCUGGACGAAUCGAAGUACCGACUUGUUUGCCGCCUUGUACAGUGCUUCGACAGUAUUCAAAAGUCGGGUCUCGUCCGCAUUGCAGUCGUUGGAACUGUGUCGUUGCUCAGUGCGCUGCACUCCAAAGUACGACAGUUGUUCGUGGAAGAAGUGUAUCUCGACGUCCCUGAGAAACAGUGGACUGUCGGCCUACUCGAGUCAUUGCUACCAUCCUCACGCAUGCUGCGUCAUGAGUUCAUUACGUCCUUGGCUGUUCGUUAUGGCCAACGACCGAGCAACGUUGCGUCUAUUGCUCGGCAAAUUUGCGCUCGUCUGUCACGAGAAGAUAGCCACGUUGGUUCUGUGGAUCGUUUUGAAGCCGAAAUUGCCGCUUUUGCGCGUGACAUCUCCAGCAAUGGCAAUGGGGCUGACACGCUCAGUGUUUCCAUCCCAGACGUCUCAUGGGAUGACAUUGGUGGGCUAGAGUGCGUGAAACAAAAGCUAGUUGAGAUGGCAGUGUGGCCGUUGGAGAAGCCCCACGUGUUUCGUCGGAUGGGCAUUUCUCCGCCUUUGGGUAUGGUGUUGCACGGUCCACCAGGAACGGGAAAGACCAUGCUUGCCAAAGCUACAGCAAAAGCGAGUGGCUGCAACUUUCUCACUUUAGCAGCAAGUGACCUCAUGAGAGCUGAAAUCGGCGAAAGUGAGAAGUCGAUAACGCGCGCGUUCGACACGGCCCGUGCACUCAGUCCUUGCAUGGUCUUCAUCGACGAGUUCCAGUCCCUCUUCGGCAACCGAUCAACAGCUGGCCAGACAACUUCUAGGAUGAUUUCUCAGCUCUUGAUGGAACUAGAUGCGCUGAAAGCAGUGUCCGACGACAUGGAUACUCACGGUCAAGUCCAUGCGUCUACCAGCGUUGCUGCUGGCCGAGUGUUUGUGCUCGUGGCAACGAAUGCAUUGUCUGCCAUUGAUCCUGCGUUCCUCCAACCAGGACGGUUUGAGAAUGUGGUGUAUGUUGGUCUUCCGGAUGCCAGCGAGCGUAAGGCCAUCAUGGAGACUCAACGCAAGAAAAUGCCGUGGAGCCACGACGUCGACAUCGCCACACUUGUCGAAGACACAGACGGCGCUAAUGCUGCAUCAAUGAUUGCACUGUGCCAGGCUGCAGCUAUUCAGGCCAUGCAACGGGUAGCUCCCGACGCACCAUUAGACGAACAGUGCAUUGCAAUGAUCGACUUCACCGCAGCUUUAGCAAAAGGGAAUUUUGACUUUCAAGACCGAUAG